AAAUAUCUGCAAAAGAACAGAACUCUUCAAAAUGGUUUGCCUACAGCGAGAAUAAAGGAAAUUGUAACGGCAAGAUGAUUGCCAAGCCAAAUUGCUGUGAUUUUACUACUAAAGAAGGACCGAUGCCUCUGUGCCAUCAGUCGUAGAGUGACGGCCAUUGCUGUAACAUCACUAAUCUGAGGCGUGAACAUUAGGACCACUUUAAUGGCUCGUUUGUCCUAUAUGCGGAUAAAAUAUCUCUUCUUAUCAUGGCUGGCUGUAUUUAUUGGCAGCUGGGUUAUAUAUGUCCGGUACAAUUCCUACACGGAGCUCUGCAGGGGACAUGAUUGUAAAUCAACUAUAUGUGAUAAAUAUAGGAAAGGUAUUAUUGAUGGAUCUGCGUGCGAAGGACUCUGUGCUAAAGAGACACUCUAUUUUGGAAAAUGUUUGUCUACAAAACCCAACAACCAGCUGUAUUUAGGAAUGUGGGGGAACCUAGAAAGCGUUAUAAAAUGUCAGAUGGAAGAUGUCCUACGACUUGAUUUUGGAGCUGAACUAGAGCCAAGGAAAGAGAUUGUGUUAUUCGAUAAACCAACAAGAGGCACAACGGUGCAGAAGUUCAAAGAAAUGGUGUACAGCCUGUUCAAAACUAAAUUGGGUGAUCAAGGUAAUCUUCGAGAUCUAGUAAAUCUGAUCCUGAAUGCAGCGGAUGGAAAUAAAGAUGGCCACGUGUCACUUCCUGAGGCCAAGUCAGCAUGGGCACUAUUACAGCUCAAUGAGUUCUUGUUGAUGGUGAUCUUGCAAGAUAAGGAACACACACCAAAACUCCUGGGAUUUUGUGGGGAUCUUUAUAUAACUGAGCGAGUACCAUACACAUAUCUGUAUGGAAUAAGCCUGCCAUGGGUAUUUGAAGUAUUUAUUCCUGUUGGACUAAGAAAACGUAUGGACCAAUGGUUCACUCCAUCUUGGCCAAGGAAAGCCAAGAUAGUUAUAGGUCUUCUGGAAUUUGUGGAAGACAUUUUCCAUGGGCCUUAUGGAAACUUUUUCAUGUGUGAUGUAAGUGCCAACAACUUUGGAUAUAACAAUAAAUAUGACUUGAAAAUGGUGGACAUGAGAAAAAUAGUACCAGAAAUUAGCUUGAAGGACUUUAUAAAAGACAGGCCAUGUGAGUCUGAUAAUGACUGUGUUUAUGGUACAGACUGCCGUACAUCGUGCGACCAAAGUAAAAAGAGGUGCACAGCUGAUAUAACCCAACCAAAUUUGGCAAAAGUCUGCCUUCUAGUGAAGGACUAUCUACUGCGUGGAACUCCUUCUGAAAUUCGAGAAGAGUUGGAGAAGCAGCUUUAUUCUUGCAUUGCCCUCAGAAUUGCAGCCAAGCAGAUGGAAAUGGAACAUUCAUUAAUAUUAAACAAUUUAAAAGCUCUUUUAUGGAAGAAAAUAUCUCAUACUAAUGACUCGUAAGAACAUGCAUUUAACGGAGAGGGACCUUGGCACUUUUGUGGCAAAAACAAAGAAAGGUUUGGUUUUUGUGUGUUCUAAAGAAUUUUAUUUUCCUUACCAUCAUGGCAUUUCUCAAACCACAAGACAGAACAGUAUUUUACACUUAAAUCAACAGUGUCACUUUGUGAAAUCUCACUAGUGUAAAUUUCCACAGUCAAUGUGUCAUUUUACAUGAAGGAUUCCUGUGUCCUCACAUAUUCUAGCUCUUCACAGACUGGACAAACAAAAAUGUCGUAGGGACUUAAACAGCAAGAAUUGAGGAGAGAUCUCAGCUGAACAAAAUAAAAAGUAUUGCUCUUCUAGAUUCUUCUAAAUUCUCCACAUUUGCUGUUUUCAGGAAUUUACAAUGAUGUGAAAUUGCCUCAUAUUCUUCUUUUGGUGUAGUUGAAAACAUUGGCCAAAUGACCACUCAUGACAUAGUGUGGUUUAAUAGAAGCUGCUCUUUUAAAGGCAUUCUAGAACACUUCAAGAUAAAGUUUACUGAUACUUAGCAUGGAAAUUUUGCACAUUGUUGUUCAGAGAACCACUAAUAUGAACAUUAAAGUUGUAGAAUUGUUGCCUACAUGGUUCAGAUGCUUUUUAAAUUCUAUUUCACUUAAUAUAUAUAUUUUUUUCAUUGACAAGGAAAAUUUGGAAACUCUUGUGUAUUGAUAAUGUCCUUCCUCCUCUAAGAAUGAGCUGUGCCUCUGUGUUAUCUGCUUGUAUCUAUAGAAAAGUCUGAGGUUUUUCUCGAUAUGGUCAGUUAAAUGGUUCUCUACAGGAUUUUUCAGUAACGUGAGAACUCAACGUGAAUUUGAAAUUUCUGGUCAAAAUAGCCAAACUAGAAAACUUCCAUGAAAUCUGAAAUUCACUUUGGAUUUUUACUUUCGUGAAUAACCCUGUAUACUGUGAAUUAUAAUUUUUUUCUUUGUCAUGUAAGCUCCACCGUGAUUCUAAACCCACCCAUGGUGAUGGCGACCAUCAUACACCAUUUAUUUGCUGUACAAAUCUAUGCUGUACCGAUCUUAUCAUAAACAAAAAUAAUGAGAA
Molecule: messenger RNA, 2508 nt
Organism: Pelobates fuscus (common spadefoot toad)
Lineage: Eukaryota; Metazoa; Chordata; Amphibia; Anura; Pelobatidae
Gene: DIPK1A
Product: divergent protein kinase domain 1A
Exons: 6
Coding region: 205-1440 (411 amino acids)
Source: RefSeq, a predicted model, not a curated record